Molecule: messenger RNA, 1794 nt
Organism: Gracilinanus agilis (Agile Gracile Mouse Opossum)
Lineage: Eukaryota; Metazoa; Chordata; Mammalia; Didelphimorphia; Didelphidae
Gene: DEUP1
Product: deuterosome assembly protein 1
Exons: 12
Coding region: 28-1794 (588 amino acids)
Biological process (GO): de novo centriole assembly involved in multi-ciliated epithelial cell differentiation; centriole replication
Cellular component (GO): deuterosome; centriole
Source: RefSeq, a predicted model, not a curated record
ACAUGUGAGGCUGAGCUCCAGGAAUUAAUGGAACAGAUUGACAUCAUGGUAAGCAACAAAAAAAUGGAUUGGGAAAGAAAAAUGCGGGCUUUGGAGACAAGGUUGGAUCUUCGAGAUCAAGAACUGGCAAAUGCACAAAACUGUUUGGAUCAAAAAGGUCAAGAGGUCGGGUUACUUCGACAGAAGUUGGACAGCCUAGAAAAAUGUAACUACGUAAUGACUCAGAACUAUGAAGGGCAACUUCAAAACCUUAAAUCUCAAUUUUCUAAACUGACAAAUAGCUUUGAAAAGCUGAGAUUGCAUCAAAUGAAACAAUGUGGAACUCAUAAAAAAGAUGAAAUUCCUUUUGAAUUGAGCAACAUAAACCAAAAAUUAGAGGAAUUUAGAGCAAAAUCAAGAGAAUGGGACAAGCAAGAAAUACUAUAUGAGAACCAUCUUGUUUCUGUAGAUGCCCAACAAAAAUUAUUAUCUGAGAAGUGUAAUCAAUUUCAGAAACAGGCACAAAGUUACCAAUCUCAACUAAAUGGGAAGAAGCAGUGCCUGGAAGAUGGCAGUCUUAACAACCCUGAAAUUGCUCGGUUGACCUGCGAACCAGAUAUUAAUAAUGAUACUGUUGAAAGAGAUGAAUUCAUUAUUGAAAAACUGAAGUCAGCUGUGAGUGAAAUAGCAAUAAGCAGGAAUAAAUUACAAGAUGAAAAUCAGAAGCUCCUUCAAGAACUGAAAAUGUACCAAAGACAAUGCCAGACCAUGGAAGCAGGACUUUCAGAGGUGAAAAAUGAAUUACAGUCACGUGAUGAUCUCUUGAGAAUUAUAGAAAUGGAACGACUACAGUUGCAUAGAGAAUUAUUGAAAAUAGGAGAGUACCAAAAUUUUCAAGAUAAUCAAAAAAGGAUUGAGCCAUCCUAUUCACAUAUCAUCAAAGAAUCAGAAAGAAAAAGGAAAGAGCUGUUCCCCUUGACACCUGACCAGGCAAAUCAGGAAAAGGAAUUGAAUAAGAUGAGAAACCAUCUUUAUCCAGAAGAACAGCCCCCCGGUUCUGAAAAUGAAAGAAUGAGGAGUGAAAUCUCUGACCUGACAGAAGAGCUUCAUCAGAAGGAGAUCACUAUAGCAACUGUCAUGAAGAAAGCUGCUCUUCUGGAAAAACAGUUAAAAAUGGAAUUAGAGAUAAAAGAAAAAAUGUUAGCCAAACAACAGUUGUCAGAUAUGAGAUAUAAAGCUGUCAGAUCUGAAAAUACACAUCUGAAAGGAAUGAUGGGAGAUUUGGAGCCUGGAAGAUACCUGAAUGUAGAUUACUGUAACAAGGAACAUGCAAGGUAUACAGCUUCUAUUAACAAAUUGGAGUAUGAGAAUGAAAGACUCCGAAAUGAUCUUGCCAAACUUCAGGCUAAUGGAAAAUUGCCGUGGGUCAAUCCAAAUGCAUAUGAGGACACAGUAAGACAAGCCUAUCAAGCCCAAAUAAAGAUGAAAGAAAAUGAAGAUAGACUUAGCCAAGAAUGUGAACCAAACUUAGGUGUUUUAAGUACAUCAUCACCUAUGGCAUUUCAGUCCCAAUGUAGCAUGUUUCCCGUCAAAGAUAUAGCAAGUCCUUUGGAAAGUGAAGAUGGAGUCUAUCCACUGUCUCCCCCAGAGAUGGCAUUCCCUGCUUCUUUGGCAGCACAGCAUUUUCUUGUGGAAGAAGAGAAACGAGCGAAAGAACUGGAAAAGCUUUUAAAUACACACAUAGAUGAACUUCAAAGACAUACAGAAUAUACUCUCAAUAAAUACACCAGGCUAAAACAAAAUAGACAUAUAUGA